Messenger RNA from Notolabrus celidotus (New Zealand spotty), 3404 nucleotides. It is a transcript of the gene fam174b, whose product is annotated as family with sequence similarity 174 member B. The record is from RefSeq and is a predicted model, not a curated record. The transcript has 5 exons. NCBI's taxonomy places the organism in Eukaryota, Metazoa, Chordata, Actinopteri, Labriformes, Labridae. Bases 571 to 993 code for a protein of 140 amino acids.
GUUUAAAUGUUGCUUUUAUACAAACUUACAUAUAUUUUCAGCCUCAGGACACAAUGUAGAGGUUGAAACCUUUUCUUCCCACUUCAUAAAAGAUUUUCUCUGGAGUCUGUGGUCAUGACCCGGUAGUCUGCUGCCCUUGGAAAAUUGUGUUUGCUACAGCCUACAGUUUUCGGAUGUCCGAGGAGACCGUGAAUGCAGCACAAACCCACAUAAUGCUCCUCUUCAGCAGUGGGAGCAGCGGGCCAGCCUGCAGAGCUCUUCCGGAGGCGGAUAAUCCCCAUCUCUACACGGAGACCUAAUGCUAUCAAGAAGGAAUAGAUACAACUCAUCUCAAGGAGGAAAGAAACGCGCUUUGGAGAAAAUAAUAGCUCCGAAAUAGAGGACCUUUAAGGAGAAGUUCGGAUCAACACAAAAGAUGGAUAUCUGCGUUUUACAGUUUCUUUAUUCUCUUAGGAGAUAGAUCUGACUGGGAUAAACCAAUCAUCUAUAAUGUGACAGCUGCUGUCGCAUUUCAUCUAUAGUUUGGGAGAAAAAAAGAACAUCCUGCGUGUAUUUUCUGAUUUGAUCACCAUGGUGGCAUUCAAUCUGGUGUUAACUUUAAUCAUUGCGGCUCUUUGGCGGGUCAGCGGCGAACUACAAACUCUUUCUUCACCUGCAACGCAGUUAAAUUCAACAUCAUCAUCAUCAUCAUCAAACAUCAUCAGCGAAGACGAAGUGACGAGUAAUGUCACAGAUGCUGCCGUGGGAUCCCGGAUUUCAUCCAUCACGACGCAUCUGCCAACUCUGAAAAACAUAGUCAUUUUGGUCUGCGUGCUAACAGCUGCUCUCAUCACAUGCCUGGUCAUCAAAGUGAUCAGAUCCGGAAGGAGGAUCAGAAAAACGCGUAAAUAUGACAUCAUAACGACUCCUGCAGAGCGAGUGGAGAUGGCCCCUCUUAAUGAGGACAACGAUGAGGAUGAUGACUCAACUCUCUUUGAUGUUAAAUACAGGUGAACCCCACCAACACAGACAUCCAAAUUUGUCAACUCCUGUUUUUUUUUCCUUGGACAACUCGAGUGAUUUCUAACGUUUUUAUGUGUUGUGAAGUCUUACCAAAUCAGACACACAUCUGCUGCUUCUGCAUGGCUUUUAUCUGUGUUAAACGGACUGGAGCCACAGAGAUGUCAUUAUUUGCUGUCCUACUGACGCUCAUGUCAUGUGGCCCAAAUGCCUGCCCGCUUCUUUCUCAGAUUAAACAUGAGGAAGUUUCAUGCUGCCUCAAGAUGUUCAGUUAAAGUUGAGCUGAUUGUGACUGAGGUAAAUCAACUUUGCCAAAAAGACGUUUGAUUUAGCAUAAGUUCUGACAGUUAUUGUCACUUUAAUUGGAACCAUUGAGCUUCACAUUACAGUAUGUCUGGCUGCUGAGUCUAAAGUGGCAAUGUCUGGUUUGGAUCUUUGAUAAAAUCAUAUGAAAAUGCAGGAUUUAUCACACUUUCUGAUUUCGAAUGAAAAUAUAAUCUGUAAAUCAGUACUGGUGGCCAACAGGACCCAUCAGUGAGGUUGUAAAAUGUUAACAUGCAACAAAUCUUGUGCAACAAAUACCUUAAUCAAACGUUGAAUUUGCACACUAUGAAGAAUAUACUCUAAUUUAUAUUUUACCUAAACUUUUUACCAAAUACGUUUCUGUCUACUAACCACUUUAUUGUGCGUAUAUACUGAUUGAUUUGUCUCCCUAUAUAUGGAGUAAGCGUAUAUUUUUUUACUGAGUGUUCACAGACAUUCCUAUUUUGCUGCUGUAUCAGCAAAUGCUAAAAGGUUCAAAAUUAAAUGAAGAGAAUAUUGUGAGGUGUUUAUACAUAUGUUUGCUUUGAAUGUAAAUGCUGUAAACCUUUGUGAUCAGGUGUUUUUAACCGUGUUAGCAUUACAUUUUAUGAGGUGACCCCUGAUUAUUGUCAAAAAGAUUGCAUUUAUGUAGUUACCCAUUUGAAACAUGUCCAAAAGGAACCCUGUGUCUUACUUUGUAUAUCAAGCCAUUUUUUAAAUAACGUAUCAUGAGUAGUUACAAAAUUCAAAUAAUCCCAAAAACCUUUUAUUUGAUGUACAAGGUAAAGAGCUGGACCAAUACUAUGCUAAGUCUCCCACCACAACUCCAUUAAUGGCUAACUAACUAUUGUAAUGUGUAACUGAAAAGGGCUGUUUCAUCCCUGUGGAGUUGUUGGUCUAAGCCAUACUCAUUCUGAUAAAAGGAAAGGAUCAGUCACAUCAUGUAGGCCUUUCUCAUCCCAGCAGCUUCAGUGUUGUAAAUGUCAACACUUUGAUAAAGCCUGGCCAAGUUUUUGAUGUUUUGAUAUACAAUAAAUAUAACUGCAUCCGAGUUUCAAUUGACAAUUUUACCUGAAGCUUACAAAAUCUUUAAACGAGUUGACCCCUUAAGUUAAGCAUAGAUAUCAAGAACAGUACCUGGUUUGUUAUACCUCUAAUCCAAAUAAAAACACAAUACUUUACCAAAAGUCUGAUCUAGGGCAGAUAAAAGAAAAAGUACAAGGGCUUACAGACCUUCCUUGUAAUAAAAGUAAACUAAUAACAAAGCAGAUACAUCCUCUGCAGUGAGUAUGGCGGUUCUAGGUAAGCUUGUUUAAUCUAGUCUGCUAUAUUUGAUAGUAAACUGAGGUGCAGUUGUCUGGCCUCCAUCCAUCUUUAACAGGAACAAGGAAAUGAGUGUUGAAACCUGAUCACCUUCUGUUUGUUUCCUUCUGUUUAAAACUGGUCACUGUCAUAACAUGAAAAACUGGAUGCAUUGCUCGUCAUUUAAAGAUAUAUGAACAGUAUGCAGGGAAGAGGUGUGUGAAUCAGUAUAGAAUUGUAUGUAAACCAAUCUUUUGUCAUAUUUUUGAUAUCAUGUAUUUAAGCAGAAUGCUGGCUAUUCCCUGCACUUUCCAUCACACUGUAUGACCGUACCUCUUCAGUAUUGUGUCAUGUCUCACGUAGUCUUUCACUGUGUGCUCAGAAUUCUGCAGAUCCAUGUUUGUGCCCAUGCUAAUUUAUCUCGUCACCCUCUUCCUUUCAUGGUUUCAUUGAAUCUUUGUUAAAUAGUGGAAGAACACUUACUGCGUUAAGAUGCUAAUCCUGGUCUUUUCAUAGGACUGAAUGAAUCAUCUGUUACAGAAAGAUCCUCUCAUUAAAUGAAUUAACGUCAUUGUGGUAGCUGUUUGAAUGCUGUGGCUAAUUCCCCUCAUCCCACAUUUGAUGCUAAAAAACCAUUGAAACUGUUUUAGAAGUUUAUUAAGAGAAAAAGCCCCUUCUUGGUUUUUGACACAGGGAUAUUUAGUGUUCCCACAGCUGUUUCCAUGUCUUUAAAGACACUACUGAAAUAAAAGUGCUCCCUUUGAAGGGAUAAAUCCUUUUAGAAGAGACACUGGAAAUGG